Messenger RNA from Orussus abietinus, 4943 nucleotides. RefSeq lists its product as uncharacterized. Gene Ontology annotation, molecular function: RNA polymerase II cis-regulatory region sequence-specific DNA binding; DNA-binding transcription factor activity, RNA polymerase II-specific. The record is from RefSeq and is a predicted model, not a curated record. The transcript has 6 exons. Gene Ontology annotation, biological process: regulation of transcription by RNA polymerase II. Bases 442 to 2274 code for a protein of 610 amino acids. Gene Ontology annotation, cellular component: nucleus. Lineage: Eukaryota; Metazoa; Arthropoda; Insecta; Hymenoptera; Orussidae.
UUCGUCUCGAUCCCGGGUCCGCCGUCGAGUGCGGUUCAGAGAAUUAUUCGGCCCGCGGAUCCGUGUUAUUUCCAAACGACUUUCUCUCUCCGUUCCUGCCGGUGAGCAGAGUCUCCGAGAGAAAUGAAUAACCCGUCGGCGAGAGAGCUGAAACCAGUAGAAAUGGCGGAGCGGUGAGCAAGUCCAGCCGCGGAGGUGCCGUUAGGAGGUUAGGAUCCGAGCCAAGCGCGCAGGGGAGGGGCUAAGCUGCCACGGAAGCGAGCCCGGCCGUCACUGAGCAGUCAGUCGCGAGCAGUUCCUUGAGCUUCCUCGUGGCCGUAUUUGAACGUUGACUUUUCGGAGACUGCGCGGGUGGUUUUCUGAAGCUGUAUCUGUGCAGUGUGAAGCAGUGAGGCAGGGUGUCGUCCGAGUGCAGCGACCACGAGUGUCGCGGUUCUCGGCAUGUCGACGACGCCGGAUAUGAGCCUCAUGGAACUCCUCUUUGACCGAGAGGAUGCUCUCCUCAAGGAUGAGGUCAAAGACGAAGCCUUCAUGGCCCACAGCUGCAGAGACGAUGCGAUCGCUACGGAGGAGUGGCCGACGAAUCCGGACGACUUCCUCGACUCGAUCUUCAAGCUGGACAACCAGUUCAACCUGAUCGAGCAGGACCUGGAGGCGACGCCUUCCUCGUCCUCGGACAGCGGACUCUCCAGCGCCCUCAGCCUCUCCUGCGAGCAACAAUUGAGCCCAUUGUUGCCCAUCGAGGAGGACCAGAUGGAGCUAAGCAAUUCGGAGCUGAGUAGUCCUCAGGAUUUCGUGGACUUUGAUUCCUUGAGCAGUCCUCACCAGUCCCUGGCCAGCGUGGAUAGUCCGGUCAGGUCGGUCAUGAGUUCGAACCUUGGAUCGCCGGCCACGGAUCUUACAGAAGAGGUCGACUUGGAACACGCGGUGGUCACCGUGGUAGACCCCAAUGUUAUCGAGGAGACCAUGGAGACCAUGGAGACGAUGGAGACGAUGGAGACGAUGGAGACCAUGGAGACCACUACUCUGGAGCAACCCGUUGUUCAGCCUGAUCCCAUUCCCAAACAACAAACCCGGAUAACGCCUCAGGAGGCUUCCUUGAACCUGGUGAACCUCGCGUGCAACGGCAAGCGCAACAUCCGACAAUUGAUCAGAGUGACGCCAGUGGGCUCCGGAAAUCCGAGGUCGAUCCUACUUCCCGUCAGUCUGAAAGAUAUGAAGGAAGUCCGCACGAUAAAGAUCAUCAAUGCCACCCAGGCGAGGAGCCUCAAAGGGUUCAAGAUCAAUCAAGGGAAAGUCAUCAGCAAGCCCGUUUCGAUCAGUAUCAAGCAGGAGGAAUCGGGCAGCGAGAGGGGCGGCAACUCCAGCGACGAGGUCUCGGAGACCGACUCGGCUUAUCCGAAGCUGAAGCUGAACGCCGAGGAGAAGCGGCUUCUGCAGAAGGAGGGCAUCACCUUACCCACCCACUACCCCCUCACCAAACACGAGGAACGAGAGCUCAAGAGGAUCAGGCGCAAGAUCCGCAACAAGAUCUCCGCCCAGGACUCGCGCAAGAGGAAAAAGGAGUACGUUGACGGGCUCGAGGACCGGGUUAAACAGUGCACGGAGGAGAACAUGACCCUGCUGAAGCGAAUCAAGGCUCUGCAGUCCCAGAACCAGAGCCUCGCCAGCCAGCUCAAGAGGCUGCAGGCUCUCAUACAGAAGGGUAACAAGAGCGCGCAACCCGCGACCUGUCUGAUGGUGUUGCUGCUCUCCCUGGCGCUGGUCGCCGUGCCCAAUCUGCGGCCACCUUCAAACUCGGCCAGCAACGAGCUCUCCCAGGAACAGGAGCAACCCGAGAAGAUGCCGCCACUGGCCGGGCGCUCGCGGAGUCUGCUGUUCACGAAGCAGCUAAUGGACGAGGAGCUGCACCAAUACGGAGAGGAACUGCUGCAAGAGGUGGAGGGCCUCCUGGACCACGAUUACAGCCCCGUGGUACAGCUUCCGCUGUACAAGCGGCCGCGAUUGGACGCAGACGCGGCCCCGAAGUACAGGUCGCUCCUGGAACACGUCGGGGGGACCCUUGGGUCAAAACCAGACUUCGCCGAGGCGAAGUCUCCUCGGAAACACGUGGAGCCACCUUUGGACGACGUCUGGCCGCCCCCGAAGCCUGGUGGGCAACCGGAACCAAGGGUCGUCGACAAGCUCGAGGCCUUGACCAACGAGCUGAAGAUCAACAUCUCGGACAUGGAAGGCACCAAGACCAUCCUUCUCAAAGUACCCAGGGAACAGUAGAGCGCGACGGUAGAACGGAAAUGGGUGAGCUCUCGAUUCCUCGACACGAGUUACUCGUGCGCUUUUCAACUAUCCCAGAUACCGAAUGUACUGCGGAUUGUACGAAUAGAGGGUCGCCGAUGGUAGGUGGCACAAGAGGGUAGGCACCAUCGGCGGUCGGGACCGUAGGACCAUUUUAGACACUGGGAAGGAGAUUCGAUCGACGUCUCAGAUUGUCCAAUUGGACAUGGCGAAUCAUGGUCUUCGUAGGGUUUAUCGCGACUGCUGACUAGUUUUACGGCUAGGAAUACUUGAUAUGUAAGCAGUAUUUAUUUCGCCCUGUCGGCCAGGACGGUCCUUUACGUGGGUCGAAUCGCUCUCACAGGAUGGAUUUAUAUACUAUCUAAGACUGGUUUCAUAAGAUCUAUGUCGAAUAUAAAAGUUUCACGUUGGCGUGGCUGAAAUUGUAGAGGGCUGGGAAUAAAUCUCGUUCCUGUUUUUCUCAUUUUUUUUUCUUGAUAGCGGUGAAACUAAAAUAAUGAUUCUUCUUCGGGAGUUGUCGAUGGAAGAGUCUUGACAAAGGCGUUAUUUAACGUCCCGUGAUGUGAUUAUUGUUUUCCGACUUUCUCAGCCGAGAGCUGCGUAAUAACUGAAACGACAAUGGCGAGGAGAUCGAUUCGCGGCUCUCUUGAGAGAUCAUCCAUGUUAAAUCCGUCAUUUAAGAAGGAAAUUGCAGGCAUCGAGCAUUACAAGAUACAAUGGAAGUCAUUUUCUACCGGGUAUUUUCAAGGAGUAUCGGUACUGGAUUGGGUCUGUAAAAAUAUUCAAGAUUUGUAGCACGUGUUGCAUGGAUUCAUCGAGUAACCGCUUAAUCAUUUAUUAUCUGAACGGCAUUUCGGGUGAUAAAAGCAAGACGAUUGGUUACGUCGUCUCUUGAGGUUCCCUAUUAAUGAGUAUGAGCUCUUAAAGCAUGUCUAUUCACCAAGUCUCAUUAUUCUUCCUUUCAUGAUACGUUCACGUUGCCUCAGGUCAAGGCAAGCUAUGACAUCGUAAAAUGCAAAUCAAAGAAAUCAUGUUACUCUAACCACCUUCUGUACAUAUGGGUUGUGCGUUUCAAAUGGCUUUUUUUAAAUGUUUUUAUGCGCUAGUUUAUAGUAUAUAUAGUACAGUGUUAUCUAUUGAUAUCGAGGAUUUUUAACGGAUAUACAAACGGAUCAUUGCUGUUGUCGUGGGAGAGAGAAUUUUGUGAAUACUUUAUCAUACGAAUGGAUCGCCGCGGAACUAAUGUUAGUACUUAUAAGAGAACAUUUAUUUAGUCGCGAUAUAGAUUGAUUUUCGAAUUAAGUCUUGUAGUCCUACCAGCAAUUGUCGAGGUCGGAACGGCUUGAAAUACUGCCGGGUGAAUCUAACGUUUGCUCGGCCAUUAUCGAAGAAGGAUCUUAGUUAAAGAUGAAUUUAUCAAGAUCGUUUAUUUUCUUGUAGAUACAGAGAGUAUUUAUGCGCGGAUGUGCGAGCAUUUUAAGCGAGAUGUAAUAUGUAAUUAAUAUACAUAUAUGUACGAUAUACCAAAAUAUGUCACGUUAUAUUUUAUCGAAUGAUCGAGCGACAACGUGCGUCCGGGUCCUGUGAAAGUGUGAAAAAAAAAAAAGGAAAGAUUCGUACGUCCCUACGAUGGGACCGUUUGAUGGACUCGGGCGAUGCUAAUUACUCUCUCUCAAUUAAUUCAUGAUUAUUCGUCGGCGAAUGGAUUUUUAUCGUGGCUUUCCUGCGGAGUAGCUGGAUGUGCGAAUAGUCCUGCUUACUCGAAAUAACCACGGAUUAUUAUUAUUUUUUUUUUUACAACUGUGGAAUUUCCGUCGAGCGAUUGAUCCACGUUCAAUUAACGUGAUUUAUUUUUUUUUUCACCGGUCAUGGAAUGCCGAUGUACGCGAAUACAGUCGAACACUCCUCGUGGACUCCUGUGGUGCUCCAAGUUUUGCACCGGUUUUAACGAUGCUUAAUUUCAUAUGAUUCUCGGCGUGCCCCUCGGGUGUUAAGAUAAGCUUACUUUGCCACUGUAGAUGCACGGUGAUAGUGAUAUAUUCACGAAAGCUUUGGGUGCUUGAAUUGUACAUGCGAAGACUGUUAACGCGACGAGAAAGUACGUCGAAUUUCUGUCAUAUCGUGUUAACGUCUUCAGGAUAUUUCGUCCCCCUUUUCGUGGUCGUGACUAAUUCGGCUGACGUUUCUACUCGCCUAGGAAUAUCGAGUACACACAAUUGUAAAUAAAAAUAGGAUAUACACAUAGGCAUAUGAAGAUACAUAUAUCAAUAUAUGUCGAGCGAAUAUUUCUUAUGGAUCGUUGAUGAUACUUCUUGAGAAUAUGAGUUCCGAGCUGAACCGAUAACGCGGCUUAACGCGAUAUCCUUAGAUCGUGUGAAAGCGACCUGUAACGCGACUCGUAUGGAAGUAACGAUAUUUCAAGAGCAGCCGAAAGAUAUUCGAACAGCAUGCCCGUUUCAAUUGCUGUUAUCGGGGGAGCGUAUAAGUUAAUAUCGUGCCACACAUUCCUAUUAGUGUUGGUUUAUCGAACACGGAGCAAAGUUCUAUUUUUGCACAUAAUAAGGAGUGGUUGGAGAUACGUCUUAAGUUGAUGGAUCGAUGUGCGUGUAAAGUAUAUAAUUGCAUAAUAAAGGUUACUAAGGAUUUAA